UUUGGGGUUGGGCCCUUUUUGCCAAUUUGAAGAAAGGCCGUCAAAGAGUCCUAAGAGUGAAUGGCACUUUCAGGCAUAGCCACUGUCACUCGUCACUAUGCUUUCUGCUACUCUCAUUCUUCUUCUUCACUGAGUCACAUUACUCGUACCAGAAAGCUACUCACCACCAAAUUUAUCAGAAUGUCUUCCACAAAUCCACCACCGGAAACCCAACUGUCGAAUGUCACGGUACCCUAUGGUUCUUGGAAGUCACCUAUUACAGCUGAUAUCGUAUCUGGCUCAAGUAAACGCCUCGGUGGCUUUGCUGUGGAUUCAUUUGGUCAUCUUUUCUGGCUAGAAUCCCGCCCUACUGAGUCCGGACGAGCGGUUAUUGUGAAGGAACCAGGGAAACCAGGGGAAGACUCUAUAGAUGUAACUCCUAAAGAUUUUGCUGUGAGGACAUUGGCUCAGGAGUAUGGUGGAGGUGAUUUUUGUAUAGCAGGAGACACUUUGAUCUUCUCUAAUUACAAGGAUCAGAGACUUUAUAAACAGUCCAUUUCGUCCACAGAUUCUGCUCCGUUGCCACUCACUCCAGAUUAUGGUGGAAGAAGUGUAUGCUAUGCUGAUGGAGUGUUUGACUCUCGCUUUAACCGUUAUGUGACAGUGAGAGAAGAUCAACGUGAAAGUGGUAUAAAUGCGAUUACUACUAUUGUAUCUAUCGAUCUGAGCAAUAGCAGCGGUCAAGAGCCAAGGCUAUUAGUUGGGGGCAAUGACUUUUAUGCUUCUCCUCGGAUUGACGCCAAAGGGGAACGUAUGGCAUGGAUUGAGUGGGGUCACCCAAAUAUGCCAUGGGACAGAUCUGAGCUUUGGGUUGGUUAUAUAUCAGACAAUGGGGAUGUGCAAAAACGCAUUUGUGUUGCUGGUGGUGAUCCUAAUCUUGUGGAGUCUCCCACUGAACCCCAAUGGUCUUCUCAAGGAGAACUGUACUUUGUAACUGACAGGAAAAGUGGGUUUUGGAAUAUCUACAAAUGGGUAGAGUCUUCUAACGAGGUGCUACCAGUUUACUCCCUCGAUGCUGAGUUUACAAGACCCUUAUGGGUAUUUGGGAUGAAGUCUUAUGACUUUCUUGAGAAUCACGACCAAAAUACUUUAAUUGCCUGCAGUUACAGGGAGAAUGGAAAGUCAUAUCUUGGAGUUUUGGAUGUUACCCAAGGCAAAGUAUCAGUGCUUGAUAUUCCUUUCACAGAUAUAAACAACAUUACUUCUGGGGUUAAUAGCUUGUAUGUUGAAGGAGCAUCUGCUGUUCAUCCAUCGUCGAUAGCUAAGGUUACUUUGGAUGAUCAGCGAACAGAAGUAAUAGAUUUCAAGAUUAUGUGGUCGUCAUCAUCUCUUAGUGAGAUGUAUAACUCGUAUUACAGUCGGCCAGAGUUGAUAAAGUUCCCAACAGAUGUCCCGGGUCAAAGUGCAUAUGCAUACUUUUAUCCUCCAACAAAUCCCGGCUGUCAAGCUAGUCAUGGAGAAAAACCUCCAUUGCUCUUGCGAAGUCAUGGAGGUCCUACAGCAGAAGCACGGGGAAGUUUAGAUCUUAGGGUUCAAUAUUGGACCAGUCGUGGUUGGGCCUACGUGGAUGUGAAUUAUGGUGGAAGCACUGGUUAUGGCAGAGAAUAUAGAGAAAGACUAUUGGGAAGUUGGGGAAUUGUGGAUGUUAACGACUGCUGCAAUUGUGCCAAGUUUUUGGUUGACAGUGGAAGGGUUGACGUUGAAAGACUUUGUAUUACAGGGAGUUCAGCUGGUGGUUAUACAACAUUAGCUGCACUAGCAUUUAAAGAUGUUUUCAAGGCUGGUGCUUCCUUGUAUGGUUUUCAAAGCAGCUUUAUGCCGUCAUCUUUCUUUGAACAGAUUGGUGAUCUGCAAUUGCUGAGAGCAGAAAGUCACAAGUUUGAAUCUCACUAUACUGACAAUCUAGUUGGGGACGAAAAGGCAUAUUUUGAGAGGUCACCUAUCAAUUUUGUAAACCGCUUUUCCUGCCCCAUUAUUUUAUUUCAAGGAUUGGAGGACAAGGUCGUUUCCCCUGAUCAAGCACGCAAAAUCUACCAAGCAUUGAAGGAAAAAGGGUUGCCUGUUGCACUCAUUGAAUAUGAAGGAGAGCAGCAUGGUUUCCGUAGGGCUGAAAAUAUUAAAUUCACCCUUGAACAACAGAUGGUGUUCUUUGCACGUUUAGUGGGACAUUUUGAAGUAGCCGAUGAAGUUACUCCCAUCAAAAUUGAUAAUUUUGACUGAGGUAUACAACUACAGAAUGCUCUGCGCCAUAAAAGAGUUGUUCAAUACCUGUUUGCCAUUACUAAGAGAAUUUUGAUGAUGGACAGAAAGCAGCAGCAAUAUGAACUAAUUUGCUGGAGCUUUAAAUAGGCUAUGUAUGCUUCUAGGAAAUUGUCGAGGAAACAUUUUGUUAUAAUAUCAUCAAGAUUUACUGAUCAAAGAAAAAAGAACAUUGAGCUCAUGGAACACAUGGAGUUUGUUCUUGUAAGUGUAUUACAGAUUGCUUAAUCAGGAAAAUAAGAGAAAUUGCAGGUGUGCAAUGCUGGAUGUA
Messenger RNA from Lycium ferocissimum, 2569 nucleotides. RefSeq lists its product as uncharacterized. The record is from RefSeq and is a predicted model, not a curated record. Gene Ontology annotation, biological process: proteolysis. Gene Ontology annotation, molecular function: serine-type peptidase activity. NCBI's taxonomy places the organism in Eukaryota, Viridiplantae, Streptophyta, Magnoliopsida, Solanales, Solanaceae. The coding region runs from base 61 to 2259 and encodes 732 amino acids. The transcript is spliced from 18 exons.